AGACUACAAUUCCCUACUUCUCACUCCUUGACUGCGCAUGCCCACUAGCACUGCGGCGCAGUCCCCGGAGGCUGGUGCGCAAGCGCACGGCGAGCCACUGGCAAUCAAGUUGGUCAAACAGCUGGUGAUAAAAUGGUAGCAUAAGCUCAAGUCAUCGCAGAAGGACAAGGUUCGCCAGUUUAUGGCCUUCACUCAGUCUGGGGAGAAGACAGCUGUGUACUGCCUGACCCAGAAUGACUGGAAACUAGAAGUGGCGACAGACAACUACUUCCAGAAUCCAGACCUGUACUACAAAGAAUCCAUGAAGAACUCAGUAGACCGGAAGAAAAUAGAACAGCUUUAUAACCGGUAUAAAGAUCCUCAGGAUGAAAAUAAGAUUGGUAUCGACGGGAUCCAGCAGUUCUGUGACGAUCUGAACCUGGACCCAGCCAGCAUCAGUGUGCUGGUCGUAGCGUGGAAAUUCAGAGCUGCCACCCAGUGCGAGUUCAGUAAGAAGGAGUUUGUGGAAGGCAUGUCAGAGCUAGGCUGCGACAGCCCAGAUAAACUUAAAGCACUCCUCCCAAGAUUAGAGCAAGAAUUAAAAGACCCAGGAAAGUUCAAAGACUUCUAUCAGUUCACAUUUAAUUUUGCUAAAAACCCCGGACAGAAGGGCUUAGAUUUAGAAAUGGCAGUGGCCUACUGGAAUUUAGUAUUGACAGGAAGGUUUAAGUUUCUCGACCUCUGGAACAGGUUUUUAUUGGAACAUCACAAAAGAUCAAUCCCCAAAGACACGUGGAAUCUUCUUUUAGACUUUGGAAACAUGAUCGCAGAUGACAUGUCAAACUAUGAUGAAGAAGGUGCGUGGCCCGUUCUUAUCGACGACUUCGUGGAAUUCGCGCGGCCUAUCGUCACCGGCGGCAAGCGCAAAACUGUAUAAUCGCGGGCGCCCGGGGCGGGGAGGGGGUUGCUUUCGUCGUUUCAUUUUUUGUCGUUGGUUUUCUGUUUUUUUUUUUUCUUUUCGGAAGACAAAAAAAAAAAACACUUGAAGUCACACCGUGUGCGCGGUGCUGGGAGGGGCGAGGAGGGGGCGUGCGCCGUAGGGGCGAGGACAGAGACCGGCGCACGAACAGGCCGCCGCCCCCUCCCUGAGACCCGGCCUCCCGGCGCGCUGCUUUCACAGGACGAGGCAACGGGAGGCGGGCGCACAGACUCUGCCUGCGCAGGCUGGGGGGGUGGGGGUGCAGAAGAUAGCUCUUUGCUUUACGUGGGGUUGGGGGACAACACAGGAAAAAACAAAAACCUUUCAAAAUAUCGCAAUGGCUGUAUGAUAUAGGAUGUAGAUUCUGCAUGUCUUUUUUAUACUUUGGAACAAUGUGAACUACAGAUCCCUUUUUUUCUUAACCGGAGAGAUGUUCAGACAGCACAGCAUGCCAUUCAGAUCAGGUGAACACCAGCAGACACAGUUAUUACAGUUGUAAAAUACUGUACCUAUAGAUAUAUAGAGAGCUAUAUAUAUAUAAAAAGCAUAUAUACAUAUAUAAAUAUGAAGAAGAAAAGCAUUUGUGGUGUAAAUUAAUGAGUCGGCUCUUCAGUAUGCUUCAUUUUUUUUCCUUUUUAAAUGUCAGCCAGCGAGGGAAGGCGAUGCUGUACUUUUGGAAGGAUGAAACAGCAGGAAUUACCAUUACACUGGUACAGACCCAAGGGCCGCUGUUUCUCAAAUGAUCCAGUAGGGUGUUUGAGUGGAUUGGUGGAUUAUCAUGCCUUCAGUUACUACCUACAUGAACGUAACAGGCUAACAUGUCUCCCCUAAUUUUAACAAGCUGGUGUUUCCCCCAUUAUCGUCUGUUCCUUGUCCUAUAAAGGGAAUUUAACACGUUGUUAACCACGAGGAAUGCUUUGUUUGGGCUGCAGGGAGCUGUUUUGUUUUGUGUGCUUUUCUUUCUAGAUUAACGAAGUAAUGGGAAGCAGCAUUAAAACCGCUGAGCGUGAAACAGGUGAGAAGCACCGCUUAUUAACGUAGGCCGUGAUCAUAUUGAAUCUGACGUCUCUCGACUUUCCGUAUCCUCGAGUCAUCGCCACUUCAACGGGCGGGUCGGAGCGAGCACAGGUGCGAGUACCUGUCAGCCGAAACGCAGUUGUACCAUCCAUAAAUAUAACAGCGUUCUCUUCUGUUUCCGUAGUUGUUUGGCGUACCAGACGGCCUGGUAACUGAACUAGUGCAUGUGUUAGAGCAGGGCUUUUUUAAUCGAAGCUCUCAUGAAUCAAAUACUCAAGUCAUCUGUCUUAAGCCAAGCAGAAAGGGAUACUGGUUUAAAGAGUUUAAAGCACGCUCUCUUCUUCAGGUUGAACAGCCUUUCAUGUAGUGUUCCAUCGUGUCCGUCACAUCCUGCAGAGCUCUGUCCUCUUCACCUGAUGGGGUAGUUUCCAUCUCCGGUCCACAUGGGCUCCUGGUUUCCAUGGCAUUACGUGGACAAGAGAGCAUGUGACCUCCCCCACCCAUCACCCCUGCAGGGAGUACCCCCAGCAAUGCUGGUCCCCACUCAUACAGCGGGGUGGACAGGGGUGUCUGGGGUACAGUACCUCACUCCAGUGUACAACAGCAGGGUGUCCAGCAGGAGCCUGAAUCUGCCACCCGAUUACGAGACUAGAGCCUUACACACUAAGCUGCACCUCGCCCGCGUUCAGCGGUAUGACCACUGAAACUCACAGUUUGUCCCGUUGCAGUGUGAAGGAGUGUGAUGUUAGACCUAACCUGUGGCCACCACCUGUGGUCCUCUAACACCACUUGUGCACGACACAUGAAAGAACAGACAGCAGGAAAAAAAGUCUGGGGAAAAAUACAUGUUGAAAGCAGG
This is a messenger RNA of Lepisosteus oculatus (spotted gar), 2834 nucleotides long. It is a transcript of the gene dcun1d2b, whose product is annotated as DCN1, defective in cullin neddylation 1, domain containing 2b. Gene Ontology annotation, molecular function: ubiquitin-like protein binding; ubiquitin conjugating enzyme binding; cullin family protein binding. The record is from RefSeq and is a predicted model, not a curated record. Gene Ontology annotation, cellular component: ubiquitin ligase complex. Lineage: Eukaryota; Metazoa; Chordata; Actinopteri; Semionotiformes; Lepisosteidae. Gene Ontology annotation, biological process: protein neddylation.